AACAGAACAUAUAAUUAUUUAUAACCUAGUUUAAUUUCAUAAAAAAGUACAUAAGUUUAUAUAUUUUCCGUUGAUGACAAGCUAUUUCUAAAACUCACAAACCACCGUGUGUGGAACAGUAACUUCAAGAAUCGCCGAUAAAUUCUCUGUUACAGCAGUGUAUAUCUCCUCACAGAACAUUUAAAUAGUUUUGUAGAGGUGUCUGCAUCGUAUUAGUGUAUGGAAUUUUGUAAAUUACAUGUCGCAUAUAUUGUACAACGGAAUAAACAACAUAAACAACAAAGGGUGUUAAGAACCAUUUUUAUGAAACGAUAUUGUUUGAAUGACAUUUAUAUAUAUGUAGGAAUAGAUUAUAUCAUACUUGAUAAAGUUACUUGUCAGAUUCUGGUAGAGAACGUGGAACAAAUGGUAGUACAUGUCCUAUUAUUGCUAGCAAAAAGCCAUGCUGCCGUUAAGAAAACAACUGGAAAUCCUAAAUAAAAGUUUAUUGUAAACUACAUAUGAAAUGGACCAUUUAUUCAAUUCUUCGUUUUUCAAAAGCUAUUUGGGUAAAAUGAAAUCUCCGUGUACAUCGGAUACGUCUUUGACGGGACUAAAAUCAAACAGUUCCAAUGAAUCAUAUGUUUCAAAUUGCACUACGCCGGCGUUGGAUGAUUUUUUCGAUUUCGAUUUUCCAGAUCGAUUUAAUUAUGAGAAACCCACAGUUUAUACAGUUGGACUGAAUCUAUUCUCUUAUCUAACACCAUUUAUACUUAUUAUAGGCCUUGUAGGAAACGGCCUUUCGGCGGCAGUAUUUAGCACAAAGAAUAUGCGGAAAAUGUCUGCAAGUUCUUAUCUUUCGGCUUUAUCAGCAGCAGAUAUAUGUACUCUGAUAUUCUACGUGUUUAUUGAAUGGUUACGAAGAGGACUUAUUCACAUCAACCCGGAUGCCCAAAUAAUACUGCGAAUUUUGAAUAAGAAUGGGCCGUGUCAAAUACUUUUGUUUUUCUCAUAUUUAUCUCGAGUCAUGUCAACUUGGAUUAUUGUGAUAUUCACCAUCGAAAGAUUUACCGGAGUGUGCUACCCUCUUAAAUCGUUUAAAGGAAAAUCUAGAAAGAUCUUAAUCGGAAUGCUGGUUGUUGGUGGAAUACUUGUGUCAUAUAAACCUAUUCUUAGCAGUGAGAACAUCCAAAAAGGACAUAUCACAUGCACCUCUAAUUCACUGUACAGCUUUGAGUCAUUUGUGUUAGAUUCAAUUUUUGCUUUACUGAUAACACUUGUUCCUUUUAUUAUUAUAACAAUACUGAAUUUAUUAAUUAUGCGAACCUUAUACCUAAGAAACCAUCGUCAUAAUGACCUCUUUGCUGAAACAACUAAAAUACGACUAGAGUUUACGUUGAUAUUACUGGCGAUUUCAUUCUUUUUCAUUGCAUUUAAUCUGCCUUAUUCCGCAGUCUGGUUCAGACAUUUUUUAUCAUCGAGAUUUUUGCACUCUGACGCCAGUGAUUUUAAUCAUGGCGAUAUUGACUAUUGGAACGGUGUGCUUAAUGUUACUAGAACAGUGUUCUAUUUAAACUAUUGUGUAAAUUUCUUUUUGUACAGUAUCACUGGUGCAUAUUUCAGAAAUGAACUAGCAUUUAUGUUGCGUUUCAGAAAAAGAAAGCGUCGGAUGUAUAAGUCACACAUCCGAUGUAGUCGAUUUGGCAGCUCAAAUCAUUCUGGAACCAUAGCUACGUACGUUGCAUAAGCUACAGUUGUAUAUAUCCUUGUGUUUUUGUUGAAAA
Messenger RNA from Ruditapes philippinarum (Manila clam), 1763 nucleotides. RefSeq names its product C-C chemokine receptor type 1-like. The transcript is spliced from 3 exons. NCBI's taxonomy places the organism in Eukaryota, Metazoa, Mollusca, Bivalvia, Venerida, Veneridae. Gene Ontology annotation, cellular component: plasma membrane. Gene Ontology annotation, molecular function: G protein-coupled receptor activity. The coding region runs from base 506 to 1726 and encodes 406 amino acids. Gene Ontology annotation, biological process: G protein-coupled receptor signaling pathway. The record is from RefSeq and is a predicted model, not a curated record.